Messenger RNA from Fulvia fulva, 735 nucleotides. RefSeq lists its product as uncharacterized. Bases 1 to 735 code for a protein of 244 amino acids. The transcript is spliced from 2 exons. Lineage: Eukaryota; Fungi; Ascomycota; Dothideomycetes; Mycosphaerellales; Mycosphaerellaceae. The record is from RefSeq and is a predicted model, not a curated record.
AUGAAGUGUUUCAAGUCUUUGGCCCUGCACUUGCAGGUGCGCCGUGACAACCACACCCAAUUCGUGCGAGCUAUGCUGCGCGCUAGCGAGACCACAGACAUCGACGGUGGCCGCGAACUCGCACGUCGAGUUGCAGAGUGGGCCGCGUCUGACGAUGCGGCGCCCUUCGAACUGGCACUCUGCCUUUGCAACGGCGAUCAGGUCACCGGCAUUCGCGACGAACUCGACAACGAAAUCAUUUCUCUACGAUACACGCGCCCCUACCUCGCCGAAGCAGACCUCGAGCUCGGUAUCAAGAUUGAGGAAGAUUUGAUGCGUCCACCCAAGGCUCAUCGGGCGGCUCAGACUACGAACCAUUGGAGAACGAAGAUAUGGAGGGCAGCAUAUCAUCGAGCAUCGCCACGGACGAGGAGGAGGAGGACGAGGAGGACGACAGUGACCCCUACUAUGUUGCUGAGUGAAGUCUUCUUCUUCAACGCCAAAGUGCAGCACCUCAUCUACGAGUAUCUUCGGAAGAAAGUGGACUUCACUCGCAAUGCCGUCAUCCGCAAGAUUCAGAACGUCUACAACACUGUUGUGGCCGCUGCUAGCAACAUGGCUGAAACACAAACGAAACUGCUCGUGACCAACACUGCAGACUACAUUGUGCUGGAGGUCAAGCGCCAACUCAACAAGGACUUGGAGAAGGUUACUGUGCGGGAGCAGCCAUCCAAUGUGGAGAGCAACCAAGGCUGA